AUGUCUCGAAUCCUCAUCUUCAUCCUCCUCUUUACCCUGCUGGCCAGCGUCAUGGGCCUUCCAAUUCAAGAGCUUGAGGGAAAGUCCCAGCUUGCGCCCGGACACGUUAUCAUCUCGAGCAAUCUGAAAAGCGUCAAGAUUCACGCGUGGUCCGUGUCCAACAAAAUCGACAAAGAGCUCAACGUUGGCCCCGGCGGCGGAACCUACCUCGAGGAGUACCGAUUCAACCCGAACGGGGGUGGCAUUUCAAUCAAGAUGAGCGAGAAGGGCAAUCUCGACAACAUCAUCCAGUUCGAGUACACGCGCAAGGACGACAAGAUCUGGUGGGAUGUCUCGUACGUCAACCACAAGGUCAAUUCGGGCUCGGCGAUCGUCGCGGCGGGCUUCUCGGUCACUUCGAACAAGAAAGAUUGUCCGCAGGUGCACUGCCGUCCGGGCGAUGAGAACUGCCAGGGCAUCUACCACAGCCCUUACGAUGACUGGGCGGCCUAUGGAUGUCCUCUUGAUGCGAUCUUGCAUAUGAAGAUUGACCCUCUAGAUCCCAUCAUGUCUGUGAAUUUCGACCCUGUAGCUGAGUUUGGCUUCACUGCCAUUACUCGCAACGUCCAAAAGCUGCUACCAGCUCCCUCUUCACCAUGCUACCCACUUUCUCCCAUCACGCCGUCCUCGGACAUGAUUCCUGGGUCCCCCCUGUCCCAACGUGUCCAGACCUAUGCCCGCGAGAACCUGGCCCCGGAGAUCUUUAACCACAGUAUGCGUGUUUAUCACUACGGAACGGCGAUACGCAUGCAGCAGUUCCCGAACUGGAUCUGGACCGAACGAACACAAGAAACUUACUUCCUGACCUGCAUGCUGCACGACAUCGGUCUAAGCCCUGAGGUCUUGCACAAGACCCGCCUGAGCUUCGAGUUUUGGGGCGGCUUCAAUGCCUUGCAGGUCUUGAUCGAUCAUAAGAUUGCUUGUGACAGAGAGCAGGCCGAAAGCGUGGCUGAGGCGAUAAUUCGACACAAUGAUUUUGGGGAAGACGGCAUGAUUACUACGAUGGGGCUGUUGACUCAGAUUGCGACUACUUUUGAUAAUGGCAGCAAAAACUCCUUCCUGGUGCAUCCGGGCACGCUGCAACGUGUAAUUGAGGCAUACCCUAGGCUUCGGUGGAACGAGUUUGUUGUCAAAUGCGGUGCGGGCGAGUACGAUGAGAAACCUUGGUGUCAUCUCACGAAGCUUGAUAGAAAGGCGCUCUUUGAGGAGUUUGCCGACAAUAGGCUGACAGCUGCUUAUGACAACUGUGACGACCAGAAAGCCAAGAGCUCUUUCUGA
Messenger RNA from Aspergillus steynii IBT 23096, 1317 nucleotides. Its product is annotated as cyanamide hydratase. The record is from RefSeq and is a predicted model, not a curated record. NCBI's taxonomy places the organism in Eukaryota, Fungi, Ascomycota, Eurotiomycetes, Eurotiales, Aspergillaceae. The transcript has 3 exons. Bases 1 to 1317 code for a protein of 438 amino acids.